Cuscuta europaea is the source of this 3070-nucleotide messenger RNA. The record is from the annotation of a GenBank genome assembly. Lineage: Eukaryota; Viridiplantae; Streptophyta; Magnoliopsida; Solanales; Convolvulaceae.
CAGGCGUCGGUCAUAAGGCCCGUUUAAGUAGUCUUUCUUCACCGUCUUCUCGCAAUCGGAUAAACAAACCCGAAACCCUAUAGUCCGCCUUUCUCUCUACCUGUCUGUCUACCCAUGGCGAAGAAGGAUCAGUUGAAGAAGCGAAACCUUGCCAACAAAUCAGACGUACCCAAAACUCAUAACAAGAAACUCAAGAAGAACAAUAACAAUUCGAACUCCAACGUUGCCCCGCACGAAUCCGAUUCCGAAUCGUCGCUUGAGGAGAUCCAGGCCCUCCUUGAACCCUUCUCCAAAGACCAGCUUAUCGCCCUCGCCGCCGAUGCCGCUCUCCACCAUCCCUCCCUCUUCUCCUCCAUCCGCUCCCUCGCAGAUUCUGAUAUCUCUCACCGGAAAAUCUUUGUGUACGGCCUCUGCUACGACUCCACUCGCGAAGCCCUCCUCUCUGUCUUCCAAACUUACGGAGAAGUUGAAGACUGCAAUGUUGUCACCGAUCGCGUCACCGGAAAGUGUAAAGGUUAUGCCUUCAUCGUGUUCAAGACAAGAAAAGCUGCCAUCAAAGCCCUAAAGGAACCGAAGAAGAGAAUUGGGAAUCGGUUUGCCUCGUGCCAGCUGGCAUCUUCCGGACCCGCCGCCCCUGGAUCCGGUUCGGCUCAGCAGGACUUGAGUGGUCGGAAGAUCUACGUGAGCAACGUGGCGCUAGAAACGGAUGCGCAAAAGUUGAGGGAUUUCUUCGGGAAGUUUGGGGAGAUCGAGAGCGGCCCAUAUGGGAUGGACCCGCACACAGGGAAGUGGAAAGGAUACGCUUUGUUUGUGUACAGAACCACAGAGGAAGCCAAAAAGUGUCUCGAAGAGCCCUACAAGAUAUUUGAAGGGCGCCAGUUGCAUUGCGAGAAGGCUGCAGAAGGGAAAAGCGGUGGAAAAACUGUGGGAGGGGCGGUGGGAAUCACUACAGCUGUGGUGCAACAUCCGUUUCAACCAUUGCAAGCAGGGCCUGAUGUGUUGACUGCCAUGGCUGUGUUGAGUCAAAGCCAGAAUGCAGCUCUGCUGAACCCAUUGUAUAGUCGGCUGAUUGGCAAUUCCAACUUAGGGAUGUUGGGAAUCGGUGGAUUGGGCCAAAGUGUGGCAGGUUCAAGCCAAGCGGGCCAACCUGGUAUGGCAGGUGCCGGUUAUGCUACAACAAUGGGGGGUUUUGGAGGGGCUAACUUAGGGAUGCUUGGAGCUUAUGGGAUGUCAGGUGCGGGAAUGCCAUUAGGGUUAACACAUGCUUAUCCUAAUGUGCAAGAAGGGAACUUUUCUGCAUCUGCUAAAGUUCCACGGGGCGGUGGCUUCUCUUCUCAUCACAUUGAUCAACUUUAACUGGGAAACAACAUUUAAUGGCCUUUUGAUCGAACAGUUUUUGGUCAGUGCCUUCGGUUGCAACAAUUGAAUUCGAAAGCCAUAUUCCCCCUAUAGUUAUUAUAGUUAUUAUUGAUUUGAUCAUACUUCGUGUUUUUAAGCUUGAUAUGAACUUCGCAGAUGUUUUUAAGUUCCUUUAUGCAUUGUGUCAUGUAGACAUACUUUUUUGUUUUCGUUUGUUUCCAGCUGUUUUAUCUUUAUUUUAACGUUUUUAUGCUCUUACUAUGGGUUGCCGCCGUUUUUCUGAGUUUCUGAUUUUGUUACUCUGAACUUUCUUUCUUUCUUUUUAUGUUUGUUCUUUUGUAAAUAUUCAUUAGCGCCGAAUGAUUCUAUUAUUUUCUCGUUUUAUGUUUGUUGAUAGAUCUGGAGACAGAUUUUAUGGGUUAAAUUUUGACGCAUGUUACUUUCUAUUUCCUUCUCUUAUGUUUUUUUCCUCUUGUGAGCAUAAAGGUGUGCUUUGUGAAUGUUUUUAAUUCCACUAGUUUCAGUAUCAAGCCAUACUUUUACCGGACCAAACUAUACAAAUUCAGUCAAACUAAAACGUAUUCCAAUUUCUGUUGAAAGGUUCUCAUGACAAAAUGAUACGGUUAUUCAGACAAUAAUUAAAUAAGGUAAUUCGAGUAUAUUUUAAAAAAAUAAUUUAAUAGGUAUAUAAUAUAAUGAGUUUAAUGUUGAUAACUGUGAUGCUAUAAAUGUAUUAUUUCUAACAUUUAAUGAUUAAUUUGUUGUUUAAGAUAGUUAUUUUUUCCUAAAAUGGAAAUGAGGACCUUUACAUUUUAUGAGACGGAGAAAGUAUCAUUUUACCAAAUGCAUGUGGUUUAACAUAAUUCUUUUAUUAGUUUCUCAUUUUGUUUUCACAUUUGAAUUUGUUUUUUGAGCUUUAAUAUUUUUUAUAGAAUACUUACUAAAAUAGAAAUUUUAAAUAUUACGUAGUACGUAAUAUGUACUGUAAAUAUUAGUUGGGGAUUAAAAUAUAUCAUCAAUCAAACGGUGUAAACAUCAAGAAUGUCAACCAAUUUGCCGGUGGAUGUUGCUCAAGAAAAAGUGUGCAAGUACUUGGAUUGGAAUCAGAUCGCUAUCCACUGAACUUAAAAUUCAAUUGACAUUCCACCGACUAAUUGUCCGGCUCGUUCAGUAAUGAGUGUCAUACUUUCUUAUAAUAACAGAAUGGAUUUGAAUCUGUGAAUAAUGCUUAUUAACUUUUCGCCACGGCUUUCAAUAUACUACAUAUAUCCUUGGUCUGAUUUGCAACCAAUAUCAUAAUAAUUUGUCAAAGAUUUCCCGUUCUGGUGCAUAAAUAGUUCAUUUCAUUACUUCUGCAGUUUACCUUUUCCAUACGAUUUGGUAACUAUGCGUUCUGCUUUAGCUUGAACUAUCUUUUUAAACCUGGAUUUCAUUCUUAUUAUUUGAUUUUAGAACUUCCCAUGUUUUACUCAGUUCGAUGUUUAUUUUUAUUUACAUUUUGAUGGGGAUAUGGUGUAUGAUGAUGGUGCAAGAACAAUUCACGUUGAUGCUGGAGCAGAGACAGAGGAUUGUUCAUUUUGGGUGGUGGACUGACUAUAGUUUCAUUAUUAGUAUUGUUGAAGUUUUUCAAGAAUUUGGAAUACACACGAGAAUCAGUUCAAUUUGGUGGGUGUAAAAACACAGUAUAGACAUGUUAAAAUUCGAAGGACCG